UUGAACGUAAUGACGAUUUGACAUUUUUUUUACAGUGCGUCGAGUAUGUCAUUAUUCUCUAAAGUAAAAAUGACAAGAUCUAAAACGUUUUCUGUUUCAUAGUCUAAACUGUCUAAACCGUUCUAAACUGACGAAACAUGUUCAUUUAUUAAACAUUUCGAAAAGCUAGGUGUCUCCAAACACCUAGCUAUUCGUUCAGUGUGCGUUCCUCGCCCAAAUAAUAUUAGCAUAAAAGGUAAACAAAUGAGGGAUGAAAGGAGGUGAGGCUAUAUGCCGAUACAGGGCCUCUAUAGAGACAUGAUGGACCGUUAAAGGCGCCGCCCCCAUAUUAACACCUCAUAAGAGUCUGGAACAACAGCAGUUAGUAAAGAAUGUACAGGUAUUCUCUUACUGUAGUCCUCUCAGUGUAUAUAAAGGUGAAUCCCCCCGUCCUCUCUAUCCACUCUUCUUCUGUCUGCCAUGCACGGCGUCAUGACCAAAGCCAUGUGUGCGGGUUUUAGGCCGAUGCAGGAAGAGUCCAAAGGAGCUCAGAGACGAAAAUACAAAAGAUACACGAAAGCAACAUAUGUUGGACUCCUCGCAUAUGUCAUUCAAGAUUCUCCAAACAAGAUGCUCACAUUUAGACAGAUCAUGGAGAAACUUGGCGUAUUUGUUUCUGGGGACAGAAAGGGUCUGGAAAACAACAUCAGAGUCUGCCUGUCGUCCAACAAAUGCUUUGUCAAGGUGCCAGUUGAUCCAGACUCUCCAAAUGCUAAAAGGAACUUUUGGAAAGUGGACGAGAGCUGCAUAACCCCAAAGAUGCUGCGCCGCCACUUUAGUGACAUGACGGCUAUGCUGCCCAGCCUCAUCCCUCAAGGGCAGGGUAAAUGUGAAAGUGGAACUGUGUUAGAUCCUCCUUCACCAGCCUCAGGCAGCAAGGAGAGCAAUCGUGCCAUCAAAUUCAGCAGCCCGUUUUCAAUAGAAUCAUUGCUGAAGAAGGAUGACCACGCUCAACCGAGGAUCCCAUCCGGUCAGGACAGAGGAGACCUGUGUGACUACAGACUGACUGCUGCAGCCAGCAGCCAUGAGGACAUGUGA
Colossoma macropomum (tambaqui) is the source of this 1077-nucleotide messenger RNA. RefSeq lists its product as uncharacterized. Gene Ontology annotation, biological process: regulation of DNA-templated transcription. The record is from RefSeq and is a predicted model, not a curated record. NCBI's taxonomy places the organism in Eukaryota, Metazoa, Chordata, Actinopteri, Characiformes, Serrasalmidae. Gene Ontology annotation, molecular function: DNA-binding transcription factor activity; sequence-specific DNA binding.